AUGAAGACGUGCCGUCUGCUGUGCGCCCUGUUGGUGCUCGCCCUGUGCUGCUGCCCUUCAGUAUGCGUUGCGCAGGAUACUGAAAAGGUUGAAGAGUCUGCCAAGACGACUACGACCACAACGACGACUAUGCAGCCACCGGACCCUAAAACUAACCCUAAAGCUGGUGCUCAAGCAAAUUUAGGUGUCACAAUUUCAUCGUCCUCCUCAACAGAGGGAAUGGAGGGGAAGGAUCAGCCAAGUCCGCACGCACCGCCAGUGAAUAAGCCGGCUGAGAAGCCAGGAGAAGAUGCCGUAGCGGGAAAAAGUUUGACCGGUACGACAGGGUUACAAAGUGACACUAAUAAAUCUGCAGACCACACAGAUAAGGAAGACGAAGAACCCGCAAAGACGACCACGACCACUACGACAAAGGCACCAACUACAACCACUACAACUACGACUACGGAGGCGCCAGCCACGACGACCACCCGCGCACCGUCACGUCUUCGCGAAACCGACGGCAGCCUCAGCAGCUCUGCGUGGGUGUGUGCCCCGCUGCUGCUCGCCGCAUGCGCGCUGGCGUACACCGCUGUGGGCUGA
Trypanosoma cruzi is the source of this 582-nucleotide messenger RNA. RefSeq names its product mucin TcMUCII, putative. Bases 1 to 582 code for a protein of 193 amino acids. The record is from RefSeq and is a predicted model, not a curated record. The transcript has a single exon. NCBI's taxonomy places the organism in Eukaryota, Euglenozoa, Kinetoplastea, Trypanosomatida, Trypanosomatidae.